Messenger RNA from Gossypium raimondii (Peruvian cotton), 2127 nucleotides. RefSeq lists its product as uncharacterized. The record is from RefSeq and is a predicted model, not a curated record. NCBI's taxonomy places the organism in Eukaryota, Viridiplantae, Streptophyta, Magnoliopsida, Malvales, Malvaceae. Gene Ontology annotation, biological process: 'de novo' IMP biosynthetic process. Gene Ontology annotation, cellular component: cytosol. Gene Ontology annotation, molecular function: phosphoribosylaminoimidazolecarboxamide formyltransferase activity; IMP cyclohydrolase activity.
AUUAGCAGUUUCUCAGGCACUAUCAGUAUCAAGUCCUAAGCAGAGAGACAAAGGAACAAAGAUAUGUUGGGGACAGCUGCGUCUUCUGCCGCCACCAUACCUACAACUGCCCAGACCGCCAACAGCAUACGCCGCGCCUUUCAAACUACUACUUUCGACUCUCUCUCUUCUUCUCGUCACCCUAUUCUCUGCGCUCGCUUUCAUUUCCUCUCGCUACGCUUCUUCUCGAAUGUUUCCACCAAGGCCAUGUCUCACUCUCAAACCCUCCAUGCUUCUAAUUACCACCCUCAAUCCUCUGCUCCUGGCAAUAAGCAAGCACUAAUAUCUUUGUCAGACAAGAAGGAACUGACCUUGCUUGGCAAUGGCCUUCAAGAAUUGGGGUACACAAUUGUUUCAACUGGAGGAACUGCAUCUGCCUUGGAAAAUGCUGGUGUCUCCGUGACCAAAGUGGAGCAGCUUACUUGUUUCCCCGAAAUGCUUGAUGGUCGUGUGAAAACAGUACAUCCCAACAUACAUGGUGGUAUUCUUGCUAGAAGAGAUCAAAAGCAUCAUAUGGAAGCUCUGAAUGAGCAUGGUAUUGGUACAUUUGAUGUGGUGGUUGUGAACUUGUACCCCUUUUAUGAUAAAGUUACUUCUACGGGAGGAAUUGCCUUUGAUGAUGGCAUCGAGAAUAUUGACAUUGGUGGCCCUGCAAUGGUUAGAGCUGCUGCAAAGAAUCACAAGGAUGUCUUGGUUGUUGUUGACUCACAAGACUAUCCUGCACUCCUUGAAUUCCUUAAAGGCAGUCAGGAUGAUCAACAGUUCCGGAGAAAGCUUGCUUGGAAAGCUUUUGAGCAUGUUGCUUCUUAUGAUUCUGCAGUUUCAGAGUGGCUCUGGAAACAGACUGUGGAAGAUAAAUUCCCUCCCAAGUUGACAGUGCCAUUAUCCCUCAAAAGUUCACUUCGUUAUGGUGAAAAUCCUCAUCAGAAGGCUGCAUUUUAUGUUGACAAGAGUCUGUCUGAGGUCAAUGCUGGUGGUAUUGCUACUGCUAUUCAACACCAUGGAAAGGAAAUGUCAUAUAAUAACUAUUUAGAUGCCGAUGCUGCUUGGAAUUGUGUCUCUGAGUUUAGGAACCCUACAUGUGUUAUUGUAAAGCACACAAAUCCAUGUGGCGUAGCUUCUGGUGAUGACAUCCUUGAGGCUUACAGGCUUGCUGUGAAAGCCGAUCCAGUGAGUGCAUUUGGAGGAAUUGUAGCCUUCAACAUAGAAGUAGAUGAUGCUCUUGCUAAGGAAAUCCGAGAGUUCAGAAGCCCAACGGAUGGUGAAACUCGGAUGUUUUAUGAGAUUGUUGUGGCUCCCAAGUAUACAGAGAAGGGACUUGAGAUCCUCUGUGGAAUCAAAACAUUGAGGAUCCUUGAAGCAAAGAAGAAUGAGAAAGGGAAGCUCUCCUUACGACAGGUUGGUGGUGGGUGGUUAGCCCAGGAUUCAGAUGACUACCCCCAAGAUAUCCAGUUCAAUGUGGUAUCUGAGAAGAAGCCACAAGAUAAUGAGCUUCGUGAUGCAGAAUUUGCAUGGCUGUGUGUCAAGCAUGUCAAAAGCAAUGCUAUUGUAAUAGCAAAGGACAACCGUAUGUUGGGUAUGGGAAGCGGGCAGCCAAACCGUCUGGAGAGCUUGAGAAUAGCUUUGAGGAAAGCAGGAGAUGAGGUCAAGGGAGCUGCUUUGGCUAGUGAUGCAUUCUUUCCAUUUGCUUGGAAAGAUGCAGUGGAAGAAGCUUGUGAAAGUGGUAUUGGAGUGAUUGCAGAGCCUGGUGGGAGCAUUAGAGAUGGGGAUGCUGUGGACUGUUGUAACAAGUAUGGAGUUUCAUUGCUUUUCACAAAAGUGAGACACUUUAGGCAUUGAUGCAAUUUCAUUUUUGCCCCCAUGGGUUCAACUUGUGCUCUAAGAGGAAGAGUAGUUGCGGGAGGAUGCAAGCAAAUGCUGCCGCAAUGUCGUGCAAUUUGUAUGGUUGUAAUCUUCACAAAUAAGAAACGUUUGUGUUUGUAUUUAAAUUUUAGAAGAUGAACCCUGCAGUUUUGCAGUGUACAUUUAUUGCUCUUCUGAGCUUGCCAAAAUAAUAGAAAUAAGAGAUCUAAUAUAGAUUGUCCUCAA